This is a messenger RNA of Ictalurus punctatus (channel catfish), 8054 nucleotides long. Its product is annotated as adhesion G protein-coupled receptor L1. NCBI's taxonomy places the organism in Eukaryota, Metazoa, Chordata, Actinopteri, Siluriformes, Ictaluridae. Gene Ontology annotation, biological process: heterophilic cell-cell adhesion; adenylate cyclase-activating G protein-coupled receptor signaling pathway; cell surface receptor signaling pathway. Gene Ontology annotation, molecular function: carbohydrate binding; latrotoxin receptor activity; G protein-coupled receptor activity. Gene Ontology annotation, cellular component: axon; presynaptic membrane; postsynaptic density. Bases 1534 to 5994 code for a protein of 1486 amino acids. The transcript is spliced from 27 exons. The record is from RefSeq and is a predicted model, not a curated record.
UCGCUUCUGUCUGAAGCCCAGAGACAGUCUUUCAGGAGCACAGUGAUCAAUCCGGUGCUGAAGUUAGUUGAAAUCCAGGAGAAAAUUGACCCGAAGCAAUACACAGCAUCAGCAGAGGAACUCCGACUGCUCGUAAGGGGAAGGAUAUAGUAAAAGCUCGGCUACGGCGGGGAGAAAAGACACACCUCAGAAACGGGAACCCAACACUGACACCUGGCAACCCUGUAGGGAAAACGCCUGUCUCUCCAAUCUGGCAACCCUUGCAUCCCAGACGCACGGAGGAGAGCAGCGCACGAGCCUCGAUGCCGAAACCACGGAGUCGAUUUCAUGGACUAAAACGUGAAUUUGGACCUGGUCCUGACACGCAAGGCCUGUGUGUUUUAUUUUGCACGCCGAUCUGGACCUGACGAUGAUGAAGAUGAAGAAGAAGAUGAUGAUGAUGAAAACAGGGAGAUUUAUUUUGGACGGAGGAUCAGAGAUGCGCGCGCGCGCGUGUGUGUGUGUGUGUGUACUCUGACUGACUGAGUGAGUGAGUGACCUGGGCGGAUCAUGCAUGCAGAGAAUCCACAUCUCUCUCAGUAAAUCUGCUCGCGCUCCCCGGUACAGCUCAGCAGUGGUAUUUGGAUGGAUGAUGCGCUCGCACGAGCGCUUAAGAGAUCAGAUCAUUUAUGAGCGCGUGGGGUUUUAACCUUAAUAUGUCAAGCUUGCACUGCACACAGGAGUGUGUAUCAGUGUAAAAAAAAAAAAAAAAAAAGCGCGCGCGCGCGCGUGUGUGUGUGUGUGUGUGUAUGUUAUUCCUGGAGGAAUCCUCAGAUUGUUGAUGCUGGUGUUGGAGAUUCCGGAUGCAGGGUGGGAUUGUUUUUUUCCGCGUGUUAAUGCGACAUGUGUUUCCUCCUGAGAGCAUCAUCACCCUCACCAUCAGCAUCAAUCUCAGCAUCACCUUCACCUUUCACUGCACAAAUCUGACUCUUUUCUCCCCGUAAAAUCACCGUUUUUUCUUCUUCUCACCUUCUCCUCUGCCUCUGACACGCACCGUCGUGGUGUUGCCAGAUUGGGGGGUUUCUACCCUCAUUUUUGGCGCAUCGUUACUUCCCUUAGGGGUUUAAUUAAAAAAGAAAAAGGUGUUUGCUUUUCAAUCCUUUGACACACUCGGUGGCGACGCGUCUGGUGGACAUAACGCUCCCGAUACGUGCGCGCGCGUCUUGAUGGUUUUGGCGUUUUUAAAAUGGCCGACUAAAGAGCGCUUUUACCCCCCAUUUUUUGCGGCGUGGUGGGGAUUUUACGCCGUGGGCAGCGCGCGCGCCAGGAAGAUGGCGGCUUAUUAAACUUUAAUGUUUAUGCGCUCGAGCCCAAAGAGGAGAGAAGAAGGAAUAAAGAGAAGAGGAGGAAGAGGAGGAGGAGGAUAAUGGAGGUCGGAUGCUAAGGCCAAGAGAGAGAGAGGAUACAGGAGAAAGCUUUGCCUAAACUGAGAGGGAAACCUGAGUUGGUAAGCCUGCCCGCUCCUCCUGGCUCUGCCCAUCCCUACCCAUUACCAUGGCAGUGUCACUGUGGUUAUUGUGGAUGUGUGCUGUCUCGCUGACUAACAUCACCCCCUCAGAACAAGCUCUGAGCAGGGCGGCGAUGCCCUUUGGUCUGAUGAGGAGAGAGUUGGCGUGCGAAGGUUACCCCAUUGAGCUGCGCUGCCCAGGAAGCGAUGUCAUCAUGAUUGAGACGGCCAACUACGGCCGCACGGAUGACAAGAUCUGCGAUGCUGAUCCGUUUCAAAUGGAGAACGUGCAGUGUUACCAACCAGAUGCCUUCAAGAUCAUGUCUCACAGGUGUAAUAACCGUACUCAGUGUGUGGUUGUUGCCGGAGCGGAUGUGUUUCCUGACCCCUGCCCCGGAACAUAUAAAUACCUGGAAAUCCAGUAUGAGUGUGUGCCAUACAUCUUCGUUUGUCCGGGCACUCUGAUUGGUGUUUUGGAGGCCAGUUUGGUGCGAGAGGCGGAGCAUCAGUCAGGGGCAUGGUGUAAAGAUCCCCUGCAGGCUGCCGAUAGGUUGUAUGUAAUGCCGUGGACUCCAUACCGCACAGACACGCUGUACGAGUACGCGUCCUGGAAUGACUAUCGACAAAGCCGAGUCACCACUACCUAUAAGUUGCCGAGUCGAGUGGACGGCACAGGGUUCGUGGUGUAUGAUGGCGCUGUGUUCUACAAUAAAGAACGAACUCGGAACAUUGUUAAAUAUGACCUGCGGACCCGCAUCAAGAGUGGAGAGGCCAUUGUGACCAAUGCCAACUACCAUGACACAUCACCAUACCGCUGGGGAGGGAAGUCAGAUAUUGACCUUGCUGUUGACGAACAUGGCCUGUGGGUCAUCUACGCCACAGAGGAGAACAAUGGACGAAUAGUCCUCAGCCAGGUGAACCCAUACACACUGCGUUUUGAAGGGACAUGGCAGACAGGCUUUGAGAAGCGCAUGGCAUCGGAUGCGUUUGUUGCGUGCGGUAUCCUGUAUGCCGUUCGCUCCGUCUACCAGGACGAUGACAGUGAGGCGGGUGGGGACUUUAUACUCUAUGCCUAUGACACACGACGAGAAAGGGCAGAGUCUGUAAGCAUCGCUUUUCCCAACCCAUACCAACACAUCUCGUCUAUCAGUUACAACCCUCGAGACAAUCAGCUAUACGUGUGGAACAACUACAAUGUCCUACGCUACCCUCUGGAGUUCAGACCCCCACAGCCCACUGCAGACCCUCUCUCCACACCACUCCUGUCCUCCACCACUGCUCUCUCCCCUGUCUCAUCUACAGUAUUUUUGGGCUUCAGUCCAAGCCCCCCACUCUCAGUGACAUUUAACCCAGCCGGUUCGAAAAACCGUGGCCGGCCCAUCACGGCCUCGGUGCCCGUGACGUUGCGCCCACCUCGCCAGCCACGAGGCCGCACUCCUAUGUGUGAGGAAAGAGUGAGCCGUGGAGUACAGUGGCCCCAAACACCCCACGGAGAGAAUGUCCAGAGACCCUGCCCAAAAGGAUCACUCGGUUUAGCCUCCUAUCACUGUAUGGCUGACGAGGUGGUGUGGAACCCCAGAGGUCCUGACCUUAGUAAUUGUACAUCACCCUGGGUCAACCAGGUCGCUCAGAAGAUAAAGAGUGGAGAGAAUGCAGCACAUAUUGCUGCCGUGCUCGUCAAUCACACACGGGGACAGGUGUAUGCUGGUGAUGUCACUUCCUCUGUGCGUCUGAUGGAGCAGCUGCUGGACAUUCUGGACUUUCAGCUCCAGGCGUUACGGCCCGCCAACAAGGACUCGGCCACACGCAACUACAACAAACUUCAGAAGAGAGAGAGAACCUGCAGAGCGUUCAUUCAGGCCAUGGUGCAGACGGCCGAUAAUCUUUUGAGCUUGAAGGCGUUGGACUCGUGGCAGGACAUGAACAUGACUGAUCAGUCUCACACGGCCACCAUGCUGCUAGACGUGAUGGAGAAAGGCUCCUUCCUGCUGGCCAACAACCUCUAUGAGGGGCGAUUUAGCGAGCGCGCGCCCAAUAUUGAUCUGGAGGUGUAUGUCCUGAAUGCGGAUACGGAGAUUGGAGAUCUGCACUUCCCACACUCAUAUGACAGUGACAGCACCAUCCAUCUCUCUGAAGCUACAAUCAAACAGUACAGCCGUAAUGGUCAGGUGAAGGUGGUGUUUGCGCUUUAUAAAAAUCUCGGCCCUUUCCUGUCCACCCAAAACGCCACGGUGAAGACAGAGGUGGAGCUAAAGUCAGGAGCGAGGACUCUGGCUGUCAAUUCCCAUGUAAUAUCUGCCUCCAUCAAUAAAGAGUCCAGCCGUGUGUUUUUGACUGAACCUGUCAACUUCACACUCAGACACCUACAGCUAGAGAAUCACUAUGGGCCAAACUGCUCAUUCUGGAACUACUCGGAGCGCUCGAUGACGGGUCAGUGGUCUUCUCAGGGUUGCAGGCUUGUAUACAGCAACAACACACACACUACCUGCUCCUGCUCGCAUCUCACCAACUUCGCUCUGCUCAUGAGCCGCCAGACACCUGCUUACACGGGUGGCAUGCAGGCUCUCAUUCUGUUUGUCGUUUCCUGGGUGGGCAUGGUGAUUUCCCUAGUGUGUUUGGCUCUGUGUAUCUCCACCUUCUGCUGCGUAAAGGCCGUGCAGAGCGAGCGCACCACCAUCCACAAGAACCUGUGCCUCACGCUCUUCAUCUCGCAGCUCCUCUUCCUCAUCGGCAUGGACAGGACCCACUACACCGUGGCAUGCCCUGUGCUAGCUGCUCUGCUGCACUUCUUCCUUCUCUCUGUCUUUUGUUGGUUGUGUGUCGAGGCCGUUCAGCUCUAUGUGCUGCUGGUCGAGGUGUUCGAGAGUCCGUCCUCACGUAGGAAGUACUACUACACUGCUGCCUAUGGCUUUCCUACGUUGGUGGUGGCCAUUUCGGCCUCCAUCGACUACACUGGCUACUCCAGCCCCACCAGCUGCUGGCUGCGUGUGGAUAACUACUUCAUCUGGCUGUUUAUUGGCCCUGUCUCCCUUGUUAUCCUGCUGAAUCUGGUAAUCCUAAUGGUCACAGUGCACAGGAUGAUCCGCCAUUCUAACGUGCUCAAGCCUGACUCCAGCCGCUUCGACAACAUCAAGUGUUGGACGCUGUCUUCAGUCAUUCUGCUCUUGUUGGUGACGUUAACAUGGAUCUUUGGCCUCCUCUUCAUCAGUGAAAACAGUGCACUCAUGGCCUACCUCUUCACAUCCUUUAAUGCCCUGCAUGGUCUGUUUAUCUUCAUCUUUCACUGUGCACUGCAGAAGAAGGUUCAGAAGGAGUAUGCUAAAUGCUUCCGUCAAUCAUCCUGCUGUGGUCAUGCCGCAUCUGGUGGUUCUCAUGGGUCCCUGAAGAGUUCGCACCGUGGAAACAACCGAUACUACAGCGGAGGCCAAUCGAGACACAAUCAAGUGCACCGACAGAGUCGUAUACGGAGGAUGUGGAAUGACACAGUUCGCAGGCAGACUGAGUCUUCCUUCAUGGCUGACCUCAACAACACACCCACCCUCAACAGAGGAACUAUGGGUAAUCAUCUCCUGGCCAAUCCAGUGUUGCAGACUCGCUCUGGCUCCUCCCCUUAUAACACGCUGUUGGCUGAAACAUUUAACCCACCCUCACCGGCUGUCUUCAACUCCACUGGUACCUUCAGAAACUCAAAGGGCACUCUAUCCCGCAGUCGUGAGUCAUGUGGCUUGGAGCCUGUUCGUCUGAAUGGAAACUACAAUAACAGCUACUCAGUGCAUGGUGGAAGUUCUGACCUCCUUGGCAGUGUCGCUGUGGGAGACGUCAGCCCUGCCCUUUUGACCCCCAGAGGGUCGGAGCCUCCAGGAGGUAUGAGGAGGAACCUGUCAGAUGCGGCAGCACUGGAGAAGAUGAUCAUCUCUGAGCUGGUGCAGAGCAACCUGCGUCCUGCUGCUGAUCGCUACAGCAGCAACACGGACACGGAGGCGGAGCCACGGGAGUACAUGAACGCAGGGAUGGGUCACAGGGAGCCACCCCAACGUCCUCUUCCCCGCCCACCACCGCCACCUCCACAGGAUGAAGAGGAACCACUUUACAAGGCUUUGGAGAAGCCCCGCCUUCCCGAUAAACCACGUGUUCCUGAUAAACCCCACGUGCCGGAGAAGCCCCGCCUCUUGGAGCACACACAGUCAGUGUUCUAUCAGAGUGAAGAGGAUUCAGAAAGCUUUUCGGCUGAAAUUACAGACAGCGUGGGUGGAGUUGGCCCUGACUCCUCCUCCCUGUAUGCAAGAGAUAGAGACUCUUCCUAUCCUGACAGCAGCCCUGAGGGUUUGGGAACUGAGCCUCGUUCAGCCUUGCCCCCUGAUGAAUUAUACUUCAGCACAGGGAGACACGCCCAUGUCUCUGCCUUCUACCAGCCCCCAUCACGCCGGACCAACGAGGAUAGUCGUCUGGGGCUAGACUCCUCCCACGGAGAAGGCGAUGGACAGAUGCAGCUGGUGACGAGUCUGUGACUAGGGCGCUGGUGACCAGGACAUGGAGAUCUAGGGGAGGAAAAAGGAAGAGUGAUAUCAUCAUCAUCAUCCAUUACUGUAGAACAGUACUACAGCACUCUACAGUAGAUAGUAGAUUAACAGCUGUUCUGUAAGAAUAUCGUUGGUGAGUGAGUCCUAGCCAAGCUGGGUGUCAUUGUUCAGUUGUCGCCGUUUCCCACCUGCUGACUAAACCAGGAUGGUGAGCGCUAAUACACGUCCUCUAAAUCAUAUAAAGACAGCCACUGCAUUUUUUCAAACUAUUCCACAUUGGCCAUGAGUCUACUACCAAAGGUUCCAGUGUGGUAAUGAAAUCCCCUCAAGACAGAACCUAAUGGCACCUGGGGGAGUGGCUAGCAGCAUUGUUUGGUGAUUGGCUAUGCAUUCAUUUUGGCACAGUGGCAUGAAGGUCCAUAUCACUAGGGUCCAAGGUCUGAUCCUAAGCUCAGUGUCUGUAAGAGGUUUUGCGUAUUGUCCACGUGGUUGUCCUCCAGUUUGCGCCUACCUUUCAUCAUAUAUAAGGUGAUUUGAGGAUUGGCAUCAGUUGCCAUUAGGUGUGAGUAUUGGGCUGGUAUACCGUGCAGGGGAUAGUCCUGACUUGCACUCGGAUUUACUAACGCACCGAAAAAUGAAUGAACAAGUAAAUUCAUGUGACUUGAGUCCAAUGAGUUUGUUGGUUAACCAGAUGACUUUUUUCCAUUCUAGAAGUUGGUGGGAAUCAAAAUGGAACUAGAACCCUACUGGUAUCACCCAACACAUAUGUUCUCUAGCCAAUCCAUUCCAUGGAUAAAGACAACAUAACUCAUUAUUUCCAUAGGCACAAUUAUGGAGUGAGAUAGUGGUUGAUUUGUGGUAUAUAUGAUAAAUAAGGACACCCUAGAAAAGCACAUUUACCAAGAACCUGAUGAUGAUGAUGAUGAUGAUGAUGAUGAUGAUUAGGCAAAGAAUAAGGAUGGCUUCCUCCUCUGAGUCUCUGUCUCUUGGUCACCUCCACACCCACCCUGCCCAUCUUCACUGCCAUCCAUCCAUCAUCUCUCUCUUUCUGUCUCUCUACACUGUAUACUUGCCCAUCAGAUAUAUCCAUCUGUCUGUUGGUUCACAUAUCUCUGUCUCAUUUUCUUGCUCUGCCUUCCUGUGUCCUCUCUGUCUUUCUCUCUCAGGGUGGAGUGUUGGAUUUGCGUCUUGGUUCUUAUUUGAUGUAUUGUUCGUUUAUUUCUUGUCCUUAAGCCCCUUCAGAAGAAUGUGACGCCUUCUCCAGAGACAACAGAACAAAAACUUUUGACAUUGCCAAAAACGUCCUUUUUAAAGGGAGCACACACACACACACACACAUAUAAACACAGACUUCUUUCUUGCGUUCUCAGUGUUCACACUGAAAGGCCUUCCCCUGAGGUCAGGGGUCAAGAUGUUAGUUACAUUAAAGGGUCCAUGACCUCGACCAGGGAUCCAAAAUCGGUCUGCUUGGUUCAUUUUGCUGCAACCUGUUUGGACUUCUAGGCACCGUAGACCUCAGACAUGCCUCAGACAGGGGCCUCACCAAAUCAGCUUCUUUGGUUCAGAGACAAGCCAAGCUCACAGCUCCGCCCCUUUUUCUAGACACGUCAAGGAGGCACGAGUAGUCUACUGUCAUGUAUCUGGUGUAAAUAGCGGUAAGAGAAUGAAAGUUUGAGAAACUGCUUCUUGUAAUAUCUGCAAAUGUUACAAACAAAAGGAAACAAAAUCACAUAAAAGGAUGUGUAGAAGACCUGAACGAUACUCUAUAUCUUUCACUAGUCUCUCCCUCUGUCUCUCUCUCUUUCUCCCUCUGUCUCUCUCUCUUUCUCUCUCUCUCUCUCUCUCUCUCUCUCUCUCUCUCUCUCUCUCUCUCUCUCUCACACACACUCUCUCUCUCUCUUUCUCAUUCACUCUUUUCUGUCUUUCCUCCAUUUUUGCUCUUCCGCUCUGAGAGGGUGACAGAAGGAUGGGAUUUUGUUAAAGAGAUAGACGAGAAAUGUGUUUUUAUUAAAAAAAAUUAUAAUAAAACAAACCGCUGGUUUAUUGUU